This is a messenger RNA of Spathaspora passalidarum NRRL Y-27907, 796 nucleotides long. Its product is annotated as O-methyltransferase. Bases 40 to 795 code for a protein of 251 amino acids. Gene Ontology annotation, molecular function: O-methyltransferase activity. NCBI's taxonomy places the organism in Eukaryota, Fungi, Ascomycota, Pichiomycetes, Serinales, Debaryomycetaceae. The transcript has a single exon. The record is from RefSeq and is a predicted model, not a curated record.
UAUUACAAAUCAAUACUUCUAUUAUAUACAACAUACAACAUGACUGAUCAAUCCAAAGAGGAGAAACUUGCUGAAUAUGUAUUGACCCACCCUCAAGUUGAAUCUGCCCGAGGCAAACCUCGGGAAGUCCUUCGCUUGAUUGAAGAGUAUGACUCUAAAACUCAGCUUGAGAUGAUAAUUGGCCCACACAAGGGACAAGUAAUCAUUGACGAAAUUAAAAAGGUCAAUCCCAAAAUCAUGAUUGAAUUGGGCUGCUAUGUUGGAUACUCGGCUAUUUUGUUUGCACUGGUGUUACCGGAAGAUUCAAAGUACUAUAGCUUCGAACUCAAUGACAAGUUUGCAGCUAUUGCUAGAAAGUUUAUCAGCUUGGCUGGAUUGGAUCAUAAGAUUGAGAUUUUUGUGGGAAAAGCUAGCGAUAGAUUACCUGAAUUUAGAGAUAAGAUCGGUAACGUUAACGGGAAGCCUAAGGCUGUUGAAUUCGUAUUUAUUGAUCAUUGGAAAGAUGUGUAUGUUCCUGAUCUUCGUAUUUUAGAAACUUUGAAUUUUAUUGCUCCUGGAACUGUAAUUGCUGCUGAUAAUAUUAUCUAUCCAGGUGUACCAGGUUAUACCGACUAUGUCCAAGGUUCAGCUGAGUAUAAAAAAGAGCAUAAUAAGACCAACACAAAUAAGAAUGGUGCUGAAUAUGUAGGCCGGUGGAAUAUUGUGUAUAAAUCGGAGACAAUUGAGGUUGAGAACCCAAAUCGUCAUAGAGAUGGAGUCGAAAUUUCAAGAUGCGUAGAUGUUCUUGCAGAAUGAA